Triticum aestivum (bread wheat) is the source of this 2101-nucleotide messenger RNA. RefSeq names its product probable glutamate carboxypeptidase LAMP1. The coding region runs from base 1526 to 1963 and encodes 145 amino acids. The record is from RefSeq and is a predicted model, not a curated record. Gene Ontology annotation, molecular function: carboxypeptidase activity. NCBI's taxonomy places the organism in Eukaryota, Viridiplantae, Streptophyta, Magnoliopsida, Poales, Poaceae. The transcript has 5 exons.
AUGUUCCCAACUAGCCGAACCCGUGCGCCCACGAUCCGUUCCCAGACCUGCACCCCCUCGAUCCCGUCCCUAAUCCCCCACCCCCUCGAUCGGCGGCUACCCUCCCCGAAUCAGGCCACCACCGUCGCCGCCCUCCCGAAUCGCGCCACCACCACCGCCCUGCCCCACGGCGCGCAGCACCCGGCCUCCCAGCGAGCCGCCGCCCUGCCCCCCGGCGCACCGCCUCCGUUCCUCCCACCGCGCUGCCGCCUUGCCCCACGGCGCCGAGCCGCUCCUCCCUCCACCGCCUGAUCUCCGCCGCCCACCGGACCUGACAAGAGGCUCCACCCUUGGCCACGGAUAGGGGCUGCGGCCUUCUCGGGGCGCCGCCGUGACCUUCCCAAAGGGGCCACCGCGACCUUCCCCAGCUUUGCCCUCCGCUACGGCUGCCGUCGGCGGCCUUCUAUCCAUGCUGGAGCUGCCCCCCCCCCCCCCCCCCCCCCCCCCCCCUGGAUCCGGCCUCGCACAGCCCCCUCGCCUGGAUUUGGUCUCGGCGCCGCCCCACUCCUGGGUCCGGCUGCCGUGCCAACCCCGCACCUGGGUUUGGCCGCCGCAGUGCACUCACCCCACUCCUAGGUCCGACAGUCGCGCCGCCCCCGCGCCUGGGUCCAACCAUCAGCACCCCCUCCCCCUGGCACACAAGCGCCGUCAUCUACCACCAAUCCCCAAGCACACCGCCCAAAGGGCCCACGCCCCAUCCCCCGACACUAUCCUGCCUCGCUGGCGCACCAUGGACGUCUUCCUCUUCUGCCUAGAACUUCUUCGUCCUUGGUGCUUGCGUGCACAUGACAGCCACAUGUGGUGUGAGGAGAAUCCAAUCUAAAAGAAGAACACACUUUCUUCACACGUGUGCACACGCAAGACAGGCACAGAGAAGUUCAGAGCCGCCGACCCCAACAGCGGAACAACAGCUAUGAUCGAGGUGAUUCUUGUGUUAUAACAUAUAUAUGUUCUCAGCAAUCCAGUAAGCUGUUCUUUGCUCUGAACUCUGCAACGUGGCAUAAUACAAUAAUCCUGACCGCUCCUUCUGAAUAACGGAGUAGACUUAUCAGCAGAAAGUCUUGAACAAUAUGACCAUCUCUGCUUCUGAAAACGUUGUUAACUUCACUCCCUAUCCAUCUAGUUAGCACAAAGGUUUUUUGUGCUACAAAAGCAAGGAUGGAGGCCUCGAAGGACCAUCAUUUUCUGUAGCUGGGUGCAGAAGAGUACGGAUUGACAGGAUCAACUGAAUGGGUUGAAGAAAACAGGGAGAUGCUUUCCUCGAGGGGUGUUGCAUAUCUGAAUAUUGAUGUUUCAGAGUCGGUUCAGUUUUACUCCCAUCUACAACUCCCCAACUUGAUGAACUACUAAUGGAAUCAAUUAAAAUGGAAAGAGUACUAACUGAUAGUCAGUUAUUUGGUUUUGGUCAUACAAAAGAGUAGCUGUUGAGUGGUCAACACUCUACAGUGGGUGUGUCAACUUUGAACCACUUGUCUCUGACAAUAUCAUGCUUAUUCUAUUUUUCUUAUUAAUAACAAGAUGGUCAAAAAGUCAAAACAUUCUGUUUUUUCAAUUCAUGAAGGUUCAAGACCCCGACAAUUCAUCUCAGACGGCUUAUGAUUCAUGGGUCAAAUCCAAUGCUUCUCCCAACAUUCAACGACUGGGCAAUGGAGGAUCAGACUAUGCAGCAUUCGUUCAACAUGUUGGCAUUCCAUCCACCAACUUGAUAUUUGGAGAAGGGCCAGGAUAUCCUGUUUACCACUCUUUAUACGAUGAUUUUGUAAGGGUGGAGAAGUUCGCGGACCCUGGGUUCUGUAGGCAUGUCGCAGCUGCUAGCCGCUGCAGCAUCAACGACAACAGCGCGGCGCUCCUGGUGUUUCUCUCCUUCUACUACCUUGCAUGCUACAAUGCCACCGCCUCCUCACUAUACAGAAAGUUUGAGUGAGGAAAAAUUCCAUCUCAUGAACGAACAUGAAGAAGUUCUAAUGUGAUGGUGCUAUUCCCUGUAGUUAUUUGUUUCUCGUGAAUGCAUUUGGUUGUGGCUGAUGGAUCUCUAUCUUAAUAUAUUCUUUGCUUUAUUCUA